AUGCGUGCUUCAUCUCUUUUGCAGCAAGCCGCCGCUGCCAGAGCUCCACUGAUUAAGUUCAUUGGAAAGCGCACUGUUCCCAAAUCCGUUGACCGCUCUCCCCGGGCCCAUCCUGCCUCCCCUUCCUCUGAACUGCCCGAAUCAUUCGCCACCUACAGAGCCAAGGCCCAGCAGCAUGGCCCGCUGAACUACUCGGCGCAAACGAACGGAAUCUACGGCGGGGCCAUUGGAGGCCAGCCUGGUGCAUCGCUCGGGUCCGUGGAGCCGAAGAAGGGCGAAUACUUCGAUCGAAAUGAGCUUCCUGAAAGAUUCAGACGCCUGACCUGGUCACAAGAAGAAAUUGAUGCUGUCGAGACCGGCGGCGCCAGCCUGUUUGCAUGA
Histoplasma mississippiense is the source of this 381-nucleotide messenger RNA. RefSeq lists its product with no specific name. Gene Ontology annotation, biological process: 2-oxoglutarate metabolic process. Bases 1 to 381 code for a protein of 126 amino acids. The transcript has 2 exons. The record is from RefSeq and is a predicted model, not a curated record. NCBI's taxonomy places the organism in Eukaryota, Fungi, Ascomycota, Eurotiomycetes, Onygenales, Ajellomycetaceae.